AACGAAUUUCAGGAAUGGUACAAAGGAUGGACUGAGGCUACAUUCAAAAUCGCACAUCACAAAGCCCUUAAACUUAUCCGAAUUCAACUUAUCGUCCACGGAUUUCAAGAAACGUUCCCCGAAUGUACGAAAGAUAUUGAAAAAGAAGCUCAAGAACUCAGUAAAGAAUAUGCGGAUAUAUACGAAAUCAUUGUACCAAAGAAAUCAACCCAAAUCCAAGUUAUACGAAAAUACUCUGAUAAGAUAUUUUCGAAAUAA
Botrytis fragariae is the source of this 258-nucleotide messenger RNA. RefSeq names its product putative glycosyl protein. The annotation marks the transcript as partial. NCBI's taxonomy places the organism in Eukaryota, Fungi, Ascomycota, Leotiomycetes, Helotiales, Sclerotiniaceae. The transcript is spliced from 3 exons. The record is from RefSeq and is a predicted model, not a curated record.